This is a messenger RNA of Xenia sp. Carnegie-2017, 2148 nucleotides long. RefSeq lists its product as uncharacterized. The transcript is spliced from 3 exons. The coding region runs from base 148 to 1368 and encodes 406 amino acids. The record is from RefSeq and is a predicted model, not a curated record. NCBI's taxonomy places the organism in Eukaryota, Metazoa, Cnidaria, Anthozoa, Malacalcyonacea, Xeniidae.
AGUUUCGUAUGGUCACACCUCCAUGGGUGUCUCAGUUAUAUUCCAGUUAUAUUCCAGUUAUAUUCAGUUCACUGUGAUAAACACGUGUUUCUCAACAUUGGUUUGCUUUCUCAACGGAGAUUUUUUCUUGACCACCUUUUUUCCGAAAUGGCUUUCCUUGAGCAAAUCCGUUUCCGUGGAUCAUCAGAUAAACGUGGCUACUCAGUCGAUGGCAGAUUUUCGGAACGCUCCUCCAAGCCCGUGACAGUCAUGAAGUGUAUUACACUGGCAGAAAAUUUGGAACCUCGCUCAUUAAAAGACGAGACUAACUACUUUGGACGUCGUGGCGAAGCCAAGUAUUUUUUUGAAGAAGCUGCUAAAGAUAUUGAAAGAAAACUCAAGCGAAGUGAAAAAGACACAGAAAACGAAAACAUUCGCGAAAAUGUUGGCGAUCGAAGUGUCACGUUGGGUUCUGAUGAUUUGAUCUAUUCAAGUACAGACCGUGGUUUAUUUUCGUCAAUUUUGUUGGCUUAUAAUAAUCAUUGGAAACUGCGAACCUCUCCCGAAGAUUGGUGGUUUGUUGUCAUCAGAAACGUCGCCAUCGCCAUUGACGAACAUUCAAAACAUGAAAAAGUACGGAAGAUGUUUGUUGAACACAAAGGUAAGAAAACCUUGGACGUAAAAGUGAAUUCUAAUAAUAUCUAUGAUGUAAACUACUCUUCAUUUUUUGAUGCCAUGUCACAUGAAAUAUCAAAGAAUGUCAAAGUUCCUGGUUAUAUAUAUCUGAUAACUGCUGAUUUCUCAUCAAGCACACCAGUGCAAAAGAUUGUAUCGCAAAUCGCUUUGAUGUCUUCAUUACAGGAGUUCUUUACAUACAGAAUGCGUUUAAUGUGUGGCAUACCAGCUGUUGAAAUGCUUGGCACUGAGGAAGAUUGGAGGAAACUUAUUGGAAAACUAGAUGCACUCCAAAAUCUUCUUAAACCGAUUGAGCAUGAGUUGGGAAUACCACAAGAAUGGUGGAAACUGGCAGAAAAUAUAUUUAAAAAACUGCUGGCAACUUACUGUGGUGAACCUGAUUGCGAAUGGUGGUCAAAAAUUGUCAGCGAAGAAAACUUUGGUUCAGGAAAGCUGCGCUUUGCAGGAUGGAUCCCACGGUUCAUGGAAAAAACAGAAUAUUCUGUACAUAAAAAUAGUUUUACAAGUGGACUUGUCACGGUACCGCUAACUCUUUCACAUCCGUCAGGUUUAGCUGAUGAGGCUGCGUUAGUUGCUGGAUGUCUGGGUUAUAACAUUCACGAGAAUGAUGACAACAUACCAUCUGUACAGCCUUAUCAAGGAUGGUGUCUUAUGUUGCCAAAGAAUUCACCAUUUCGAGCCGAACACCAAUGAUUGAGCGAUUUUAAACAAUCUUGCUACGUUUUUGAGACAAAAUAAAUAAUCACUACUCUAUUAUUAUAGACAGCAGAAUGUAUGAAAAAACUGAUGUUAUUUAGUCGUUCUACCGACGUAAAAUAUGAAAAAUAAAUUAUUUUUGAAAAUGAACAGGUCGAAGGAGCAGGGGGGGAGAGGUCAACCACACACACACCCAGCAGGAUAAACGAUUUGUUCACUACUCCCAAACUGAAGAAAAUUUCCACUGUAUAUUUAAACGACAAUGGUUAGAGGAGCCUGUUAUUUCAGGUGAUUGCCUCUACAGAAGCUAGAAGCAAUAAGACCAAUAAAAAUUUGCUGGCGUCACCGAAAUCCUGACACGUUGAGGUUGCUCCACAAUCGAGAGGAACGUGAAUCCCCCGAAAGAACAGUACGCCUCUGGAAGUUAAAUCAUAAACCUAGUUUUAGAACAGAACAAAGUGAGAAUUGCCGAACUAAAAUAGAACCCUUUUGGUGCCAGUGGAAGUUACCUGACAGUUUUGACACGUCAACUCUUCAUACUCUUUCUUUGUAAUUUUUGUGUAGGAAAUUAAAUAGAAUUCAGAGUGAAGACGAAUACAAUGGAAUCGCUCAAAAUGACGUCUCCAAUGACCAGUUGCACAACCUACUAAAGGAGAGUCAACGAGCGAAAUUCAGAGAACACGAAGGUCGUAGAUUGAAUAAUGAUAAACAAGAUAUAUACCAUGCCUAAAACGCUUUUUUAAACAAGAGUAAUAAAUUAAAUGGUCAUGGUUUGAA